AUGAUCAGGAAUCUGCCAAAGACGGUCGCCAAAUUUAUUUCAGAGGCAUCUAGCUCAGAGAAAGCACUUGAGAUGCAGACAGGGCAGUACAACCGCAAUUCCUCGUCUACCAGAUAUCCCGCCAUCCAAGUGCUAAGAACCAGCAACCUUCGUGACAAGAUCCGAGCGAUUAAGCAAAAAGAGCUGUGCCACUUUCUUCCUUCAGGGCAGCCUCACGUGGACUCUAUCGCGGACGUCGAACGCCAGGAAAUCCAGCAAUCGCUGGCCGUUCCUCAUUUUCCAGAGCCGCAGCAACAAGCCAUGAGCUAUGCUGCUGCAGCCCGCCGUCAAGCUACUCCUCCACGCCCACGCCAAGACGUCGCCCCUUCGCACUUCCAUCGCCAGACGCCAUCGCCGCCACCUAAACAACAACGUCCUACCGUUUGCAAGCGGGACAGCGCAGACGUAUCGGCCAACGGCCGAAGAUCAUCGACUCUGUUUCAUGAUGAAGACUCAAGCUAUAAAGUCGUCCUGCCACGUCUUCCAACCGGUAACGAUGUUUUGAAUUCCGUUUUCCUUCAUGCCGACUUGUGUGGUAGGCCGUACCGUGCCCCAGACUUCCGUGACGCGCUGCUUAAAGCGAUGAGCACAGCGGACAUUAUGGGAGUUGGCCAGUAUCAAAUGAGCCUAUGGAUGGUUACGUGUGCAAACAGCAUGGCGAAACAGAAACUCGUCACUUGUGGUGAGCUCCGUGUAAAAGGGCUGAAGUGCAUGGUGCUAGAUCCGGAGACCAAUAAUAUUAGGCUGAAACUACUUUGGCUUCCGCCUCAUCUCGGAUCGCGACGUGUUGAAGAGGCGUUCAAAGCUUACGGCGUUGUGAAGUCUGUUGAAAGAGAGGCAUGGAGAUGUGCAGGAAUUGAACAAUGGAUGACAACGAAUAGAGACGUUGCCUUGGAGCUCAAGGACACCAUCACUGUGAGCUCAAUACCACACCUUAUGUCAAUCUAUGGCCACCAAUGUCUCGUACUUAUUCCCGAUAGGCCUCCACUGUGUCUUCGGUGCAAGCGAGUGGGGCAUGUACGACGACAGUGCAAAACACCGAGGUGCUUGCAGUGCCAGCGUUUUGGUCACUCGUCGGAUGCCUGCGUGUCGACUUACGCCAACAAACUCCGUUCUGGCCAAGGCACAGAAGACCAAUGUCUCGAUCAUCUUAUGGAUGUCACUGAGGUAGUUGAUGCGACAGGAGAAGCAGCGGGAGGAGCAGAAGGUGCCUUAAAGGAAGCGGAACACUUGUCCAUGGAUACCCUUGGCACGCAAAAUAACACCGCUAACGACGCCAGUGAAAGCAUAAAUGAAUGCAAUGCUGCUGACGAACACCACUUGGAAGGCCUUAAGGACAAGCCUCGUGACAAUGAGGAACAAGGAGGAAUGGAUUGCAGUCAGACAAGGAAGCGUCAGGCACCGGUCACCGAUGAAGCAAGAACGAGUGCGCCCGACACGACAGAGCAAGCGUCUUCGUGUGGUCCACUUGUCACCUUCUUUGGGGACUGGGAGACGCGCCGGCUAUGCCAGCGUCCUGAGGAAAGUGCUCCUAAAAAGUGCAAAGGAGGUAAAGCCACAAGUUGGCCUGUGGCUAAAGGUGACCUACAAAAGUAG
Molecule: messenger RNA, 1635 nt
Organism: Rhipicephalus microplus (southern cattle tick)
Lineage: Eukaryota; Metazoa; Arthropoda; Arachnida; Ixodida; Ixodidae
Source: RefSeq, a predicted model, not a curated record